AAAGGGCAAGAUUCGAAGAAAAAGAAGGAUUGAAAGUCUUUUUGAACCCCCACCCCCCAUCCAUUCCAAGCGAAACCCUAAACUGAGAGAGAGAGAGAUCCAAGCGACGAUCAAACCGACGACCGUCAAGAAAACGGAGAUCAGGCCCCGACGAUCGGAUAUCGGAGUAGAUCAGGCAUGGGGAACACGGAGAAGUUGCUGAACCAGAUAAUGGAGCUCAAGUUCACGUCGAAGAGCCUCCAGAGGCAGGCGAAGAAGUGCGAGAAGGACGAGAAGUCCGAGAAGCUGAAGGUCAAGAAGGCGAUCGAGAAGGGCAACAUGGACGGCGCCCGGAUCUACGCCGAGAAUGCCAUCCGCAAGCGCAACGAGCAGAUGAAUUACCUCCGCCUCGCGUCCCGCCUCGACGCCGUCGUCGCCAGGCUCGACACGCAGGCCAAGAUGUCCACGAUCACCAAGUCCAUGGGAUCGAUCGUCAAGUCGCUCGAGUCCUCUCUUACCACCGGCAAUUUGCAGAAGAUGUCCGAAACGAUGGACCAGUUCGAGCGCCAGUUCGUCAACAUGGAGGUCCAGGCCGAGUUCAUGGAGAGCUCUAUGGCAGGAAGCACGUCGCUGUCGACUCCCGAGGGCGAAGUCAACAGUUUGAUGCAACAGGUCGCCGACGAUUACGGCCUGGAGGUGUCCGUGGGGCUGCCGCAGCCGGCCGCUCACGCCGUGGCCACCAAGACACAGGAGAAGGUCGACGAGGACGACUUGUCCAGGCGCCUUGCCGAGCUCAAGGCCCGUGGUUAAAAUGGUGAAUUUAAUUUAGUAUUUCGGGAUUCUGCUUCUGUCUAAGGAACUUGUCUGUACAUCUGAAUUAACUGUGAUCUUGGAUUACAUAAUCUCGUGUCGUUGUGCCGAGAUAUUAUUAUGCCCUAUACUGUCAUUUACAUUCGCUGCUGGAUUCCUGUCAUGUUUGCUGAAUUUUUCGGAAUUCUAAGGAAUUCAGUUUAUUGAACUGCAGUGAAGGUUAUAUAAAUAUAUAUGUAUAUUACUGUUUCAACA
Diospyros lotus (date-plum) is the source of this 1044-nucleotide messenger RNA. Its product is annotated as ESCRT-related protein CHMP1B. The coding region runs from base 178 to 789 and encodes 203 amino acids. The transcript has a single exon. Gene Ontology annotation, cellular component: ESCRT III complex; multivesicular body. Gene Ontology annotation, biological process: endosome transport via multivesicular body sorting pathway; late endosome to vacuole transport; protein transport. NCBI's taxonomy places the organism in Eukaryota, Viridiplantae, Streptophyta, Magnoliopsida, Ericales, Ebenaceae. The record is from RefSeq and is a predicted model, not a curated record.